Messenger RNA from Cyanidioschyzon merolae strain 10D, 2907 nucleotides. RefSeq names its product similar to syntaxin-binding protein, UNC-18 homolog. Gene Ontology annotation, molecular function: syntaxin binding. NCBI's taxonomy places the organism in Eukaryota, Rhodophyta, Bangiophyceae, Cyanidiales, Cyanidiaceae. The transcript has a single exon. The record is from RefSeq and is a predicted model, not a curated record. Gene Ontology annotation, biological process: vesicle-mediated transport; intracellular protein transport. The coding region runs from base 1 to 2907 and encodes 968 amino acids. Gene Ontology annotation, cellular component: secretory granule; plasma membrane.
AUGCCGAUCGAUGUUCAAGUGCCGGCGGUAUCGUCGCCGGUGUUCGACCUUGGCCCCGUCGACGACGAUAGCGUCCUGCAACCCGGUAUCCGUAGUCUUGUGCGAGAGCGUUUCCAUCGCCUGGUCAUUCAGGCUAGCCUGAAACGCCUUCGCGAAAUCGAACGGGCUCGGACUGGGGUACGCUCGACGGAGCACCCUCAACCGGUCGAUGCACAACGCGAGUGGAUGCUUCUGGUCCUUGAUCGCUAUGCCCUACGUAUUGUAUCCGCUGCAAUGCGCUUAUCGGAUCUGCUCAACGAGGGUGUCGCGCUUGUCGAGCGUCUCGAAUUACCGCGAGAGAAAUUUCCCAGAAUGCAUGCCAUUUAUAUUCUGCGACCUGUCGUUGAGUCCUUCACCUAUUUAUCGAAACCUUCUCGAAAUGAAUACGCCGCGAUUCACGUCUACUUCACGCGAGAUGCUUCGUCGCUGGCAGCCCAGUUGCCUGGACUGGGUCGCCCGUUGGCUCCAGAGGCAGGUGCCUCGUCGCUUCAGUACGUGUUCCCGGAGAGCAUCAGGGAUCGUGUAGUAGCGAGCGUGGAUCUGGACCUCGAUUUUCUGGCACUAGACGAACGCUACUUCAGCCUUGAUCGUCCGUUUGGGGCCCUGCACCGUCUCUACUGCCCCGACCAGGGCAGCAUGGUGAAUGAGAUGCAAACCCAGGUCGAGCAACUGGUCUCGCUGUGUUGCACCAUUGGAGCACGGCCGCUGAUUCGUUUCGCGGUAGACGCGCCGCUUUCCAAGUGGAUGGCGCACCAGCUUGAGCGAGCACUGGCAACGCACGCUCGGGCCCGAGCGUUACCCCAUAGCGCUGAUCUGAACAAGCAGGUAUCGCUGCGUACGCAACGCUCCCAAGCUCGUCGCAUGCUGCCCGGUGGAGGCGCAGCGGAAGCGAGUCGAACACCAGUACCGUGGACACUGCUGAUCGCAGAUCGCUCGUAUGAUCCGCUGGCUCCGGUGAUUCAUGAAUUCACUUACCAGGCGAUGGUUAUGGAUAUUCUUGCUGACGAAAUCGAUCGGUCGCAUGCUGGUGGUGCACGUCUACGGCACCCGUUCUUCGACAGCAGCGGCCGUGAACAGUCGCGAGAGGUGGUCAUCGACGACGUCGAGAAUGACGCACUCUUCCGAUCGAUUCGCUAUCUGCACAUGGCGGACGCGAUACCAGCGCUGACGAGUGCGUUUCAGAGGUUUCUGGACACGAAUCCAGCUGCUCGCCUGCAAAUGACCAAGGCCCGAAAAGAUGACGCUGAUGGCAACGCGAACAGCGGCGGCACUGAUGGCCUCGAUAAGACUAGCGCCAGUAGCCCCGGUACGCAGCAGAUUAACUUGAAGCAGCUCGGUGCGGCGAUUCGUGCGCUCCCACAGUACAGAGAACAGCUGAGCGCAUUCUCGCUGCACACGUACUUGGCAGGCCAGUGCAUGCGGGCGUUUCACGAACGUCAUCUCGAAGAGGUGGCGAGUCUCGAACAGGAUCUUGCCUGUGGUCGUGAUCUGGAAGGGCACCGGGUGCGCCGCGAAGCCCUCGAGCAGGCGCUCCUUCGCCUGUUUCCCGACAUCCAGCGCACCGAGAGACCCUCGAGCACCAGAGACAAGGCGGAUGCCUCAAAGGCACCUCAAGCGAUCGCUUUACCGGAUUCCGAGCGUGUGCGUCUCGUGCUGAUCGCCAUGCUCGCAAAGUAUACCGGUCAGUGUGAAUCCGCAGCGCUCUUCGAUGAGCGCAUGAUGAUGCAGCGCGCGAGGGUUUCGUCUGGGUCCGUUGAGCACCUCCUGAACGGAGCGAAGACAUUGGUCAGUUUCCGUGCACCCGUCAAUGAGUACGCACCGAAGAACUGGUGGAAACGGCGUCAAUGGCGGCGCCGAGAGCGCAAGCUGCACCGAAUGCGCAUGCAACAGGCAGACGUCCCGUACACCCUCAGCCGCUAUGUGCCUGCCUUCCGAUCCGUCAUGCAGGACUUUGCGGAUGGACGUUUGCGAGCUUCGGAAUGGCCCUUGGUCUCUGAUCACCAGGUGAAUGCCUCGGAUGGACGCACAUCAGCAGGCGCGAAUGCAUCGAGCACUGAAAGCGACACUGGCACCGAAAGCGACGAGCACACGACGCCAAAGCAGCCGAGUUCGUUUGUUGCUGGGUCGAAUCGACGACCGGGGAAGUCUGCUACACAGCGCAUCCAGCGUACCAAGUCCAUGAGCACCGGAUCCAGCGCAGGGGCAACUGUCGACGCGCAUAGGUCACCAGGAGCAACCUUUUCGACGCCUGCUGGAGCACGUCGACGUGGAAGCCAACGUGCGUUGAGCACCACGGACGCUGCCAGUGUGCAGCGUGCACAGUCGUCGCCCCUGAAAGUGGAGACGGCAGGAGGCGGUGCCAGCGGGUCACCAGCUGCUGCUGCUGCAGCUGCUGCUGCUGGUGCUGCUGACGACUACGUGGAGCGCACCCCGCGACUCGUUGUGUUUGUCGCUGGCGGCAUCAGCUACAGUGAAGCACGGUCCGCGGCACAAGUGAUGAGUCGAACCGGUCAGGAUAUCAUUCUUGGCGGCAGUGGCAUGCUGGUGCCGACCACUUACAUGCAAGCGCUCCAAGCAUUGGAUGAUCGAGACGCGGCUUGUCGACUGGAGCGCCUCCCCGUCGAUCCGGAGUUGGAAGCAGCGCUCGCGGAUGCCCGCUCAUCCACCGAAACGAGUGAUGCAGGGGCCCCUGCUGCAUCCGAGCGUACCGGACUGCGUCGUUCUGGACGUCAGGCACGAGUGCAACGUCGCGGACAGUGGAAUAACCGUGGCGGAGGGCGCAGCGCUUCAUGGUUUCGCAGCAUAUGCGGUGUCUGCUGUUUCGGAGGCGCGGAAAACAACGAUGAGGAGCCUUCGCGCCCGGCUUGA